Manis javanica (Malayan pangolin) is the source of this 1290-nucleotide messenger RNA. NCBI's taxonomy places the organism in Eukaryota, Metazoa, Chordata, Mammalia, Pholidota, Manidae. The record is from RefSeq and is a predicted model, not a curated record.
AAGAGAAAUGUGUCAUCUUCCCAGAUCUGCCGUCAUUUGGGCGUGUCAGAGAAUCGCUGCCUGUCAAGUACCACCUGCACAAUAAGACUGACUUAGUGCAGGACGUGGAGAUUUCUGUGGAUCCUAGUGACGCCUUCAUGUUCUCAGGUCUCAAACAGAUUCGAUUACGCAUCUUACCUGGCACUGAACAGGAAAUGUUAUAUAAUUUUUAUCCUCUAAUGGCCGGAUACCAGCAGCUGCCAUCUCUCAACAUCAACUUACUUAGAUUUCCCAACUUCACAAAUCAACUGCUCAGGCGUUUUAUACCUACCUGUAUUUUUGUAAAGCCACAGGGUCGACUCACGGAUGAUGCCUCGAUCGCCGCCGCGUGAUGUUCAAGACCGACUGGCUCUUGGCUAUGCGUAGGGAGAAGUUGGACAGAGCUGUAUAAGUUUUUCAUUGUGAACUGUACUUUUGAUCAUGGUAAAAGUUAAUCUUUUCUAUUUUUUAAUGGAUGUUAUACCAUCUCUUCAGAGGAAUUCAUGCUUAAAGUAUUAGGAAAAUCUAUCCUCUCUUAUAGUUUCACUAAUAAAAUUUAAAAUCAGUGUGACAUGAAAGGAUGUCAGACCAUUGUUACUGUUGAAAGUCAUUUUAUGAAUAGUGAAUUCUUUUAAAAAUAAGUGAUUUGCAUGUGCAAUAUCAGAGGAAAAUUAGGCAUCCCAAAUAUGACUGGACAGGGAGGGGAAAAUGCACCAAUAUCUUCCCCGGGAAGGUUCUGGAUCCCUGUGAGUCUCUUUCAGAGUUCACUGAGCUGAAGAUAAAUCGUCCUCAUAAAUUCAGCAUGUGCUCAGAAUACAUCACAAGUUAUACAGAAAAGUUCCAGAAAGGUUUGUAAGUUACCUAAAAAAUCUUUCUUUACCAUCAAAACAUCAGAUGGACUGAACUCACAGCCAAGAGGAGGAUCAUUUCUGAAGCACGUUUGUAUUUGUAAGUGUGUGUUAGCAAGAUCUUCAUCUGUAAGGAUCUGAACUGCAAGAAUCCGAGUAUCAGCAUAAUUUCCUAACUAAAAGUUUUUGAAGAAGAAACAAGUCUAAAUAAGUGCUUUUGGUUAUGUUGCACAGUUUCAAAAGAACUAUUUAAAACUCCUGAAAAUUCAUGUAAAUAAAAAUCACAUUGUUAAAAAGUGGGUUUUUUUGUUAACAUAUCUUAAUUUAAAGAUACCUGAUUUCCUGGAAAAUUUUAUUAUUUAAAAGUACAGGAGUUGUAAAAAGGAAAUAGUGAUGUAAAUAAAUAUGUUCUCUUUCAAAUAUG